UUUCUCUCUCUUCUCGUUUCCAUUUGUUUAUGGUUGAAAAAGACGUAAUAUUGACAAACCCUUAAACUUGUUUUCAACCUCUGCGCAAUUGUAACUAGCAACUAACGACCCCCCCCCCCUUUCUUUAUCUCCUUCCAUAUGGCCUCGAUUUCUGGAGCAGCCGAACGCCGAGACUCCAGAUCCGGCGGCAAGAUUGUGCGGCCGCGGCGAACCUUGUUGCGUAAGACGCCUUACGACCGCCCAAGAUUGCUCAAUUCAACUCAGCAAAACCCUAAUUGGAUCUCCAGGCACAUCUUUUCCCCCACUCGGGCCAUCGUCUCCGGUGCCACCAGGGUGCUCUCCUCUGUUUUUGGCUUUGAAUCUUCAUCCUCCUCUUCUUCGUCUUCGUCGUCUUCAGACCGUGAUUCAACUUCAGAUGACACUGCUGGUACAAAUGAUGGUCAGGAUGUCUCGACUGAAGGGUUUAAUAACAUAGGACAUAGUGAGCCCCAACCUUUUGCAGGAAAGAUUGAAACCAAGCGUCUAAUAGAGCAGCUUCUCAUGCAGGAGUCAUUCUCAAGGGAAGAGUGUAAUAAACUAACAAAUAUUAUCAAGUCAAGAGUUGUGGAUUUUCCAAUGAUCAAAGGCAUGGGGCUUGAAAGGUUAAAUGAAACGCCUAACAGAACCGGUGGAACUGAUGUUGGUAUUGAUGAUCUUUGUGACACAGCUGUUAUAGAGGCCAAAAAGUGGUUAGAGGAGAAGAAGUCAGGAUCAAAUUCUAAGUCAGAGUUUCCCCAUGGGACCUCUGCCCCAAAUUUUGUUACGUUGGCACAUAGUGUUGAAGGUGAAGCAGGAUCACCUGUGGACAUGGCCAAAACAUACAUGCGAACUCGUCCUCCAUGGACAUCACCUUCUACAAACAAUAUUGAAUUUAGAUCUCCAUCACCACUUGGAGUGCCCCUUUUCAAGGAAGAAACACCAUAUUCAAUUGGGGGCAAGUAUUUGUCCUCAUCCAAGCGGAAAAGGGAUUCUCCUGCCACUGGUUCAUGGAACAUCCAAGAGGAAAUACGAAAAGUAAGAUCUAAGGCAACACAAGAAAUGCUGAGAACUCUAUCAUCCCAAAAAGUUGACUGGUCUUCACUUGCCUUAGAACAUAAAAGUGUUCCUGAUACUUUAUCUGCCAAAAACUUAGGCCCUGCCGAGGAAAUUAACCUGCAGAGCCCUAAAAAACCAGUAGAUGCAUCUGAAGACUUGGCUACAAGACCAGUUUCACUGACUCCAGAAGUUGCAUUAAAUAGUGAUGCUUUACCAGUCCCCGCAACUCUUGGUUGUGAAGAAAACCAGGAUAUGGAAGCUGUUCAAAGCAGUGAGGGAAAAAGAGGUAAGACACUAGAUGAGGGACAGAGACUUCAAUCAGCAAUAAACUUCAAAACACCGUCAAAUAGUGAUGUCGAUCAUUUCAAGGACGCCAAUGGGUCUACCCUGCAGUUUGAUUCCACUAGGGACGGAACUGUACAGGUAGGCUCACAAAUAGAAGACAAAAAUUGUUCUACAAUAAAAGAAGUUGCUGAAACUGGCGGUGCUGCAGCCAAUGGGUUACCUUCUUCAGGAUACAGUAUGCCAGCUGAAGUGGAAAAAGAAGAAAACCAUGGAGCAAUAAAUGAGGAAGAGAAUAAUACAGUUGGUUCAGGUGAUGAGAAUGCAACAAGAGUGGGUGAGGCUUCCAUAGAAGUGGCAGAAGUAAAUGAAAAUGAUGUCGCCAUAUCCGAUUCCCAGCACAGUUCAAGCAUGAAAUUUGAAGGUGAAGGUGAAGGUGAAGAUUUGGCACAGAAGCCGAAUACACGACACUCAAAAAGGAAAAGCAACAGUGUUAUGGAGAAGCAGGAGGUAAAGAAAGUGAGCAGAAACAACAGGAGAGGGAAGGGACGGGUGAGAUGAAGUAUGUUGUACUAAUAAUGUGCUCAUAGUUUAGUGUAAAAUGACCUGUAAACUAUGAUGAGGAUAAUAAUAUGGCAUGCCCGUAUUAUUUGUAGACUGUAGUAUGUAUUGUAAUUCGGUGUUAACCCUUUUAUGGCUUGUCUUGUCUGUCAAGAUGGAGGGGGAUUUAUUUAGGUCAGUGAGGUUUCGUCAGUUCAGGAAUUGAUUUUUGUAUGUCCAUCAUCACCCUUGUAAACCAAUCGUGACUCUAGUGGGUACUAGUUGUAAGCACUUUUUUCUUGUCUCGGUACAAUAUCCACUUGAAUACGUUAAUCUAUAUGGAUUACAAGAACAAUAGUUACUAUUACGUAAA
Molecule: messenger RNA, 2269 nt
Organism: Gossypium raimondii (Peruvian cotton)
Lineage: Eukaryota; Viridiplantae; Streptophyta; Magnoliopsida; Malvales; Malvaceae
Product: protein KAKU4
Exons: 13
Coding region: 139-1917 (592 amino acids)
Biological process (GO): nuclear membrane organization
Cellular component (GO): nuclear envelope
Source: RefSeq, a predicted model, not a curated record